AACACAUUUGCCAGUCUCAACGGUACAUGUAUCCUGGGAUCAUUCCCAAAAACAAGUGAGAUAAAAAGGAAAAAUUCUUACGAGAAAUGCAACCAGAAGGAUCAAAUUUGAUUGUUUUGAGUAGAAUUAUACGUCGGAGAUUGUGGGAAUUGUUGGGAAUUGCUUGCAUUUUCUUAUUCGCUCCGCUUAUCGUGAUUACUCUAAUCCUUUUAUACAUCUAUCGUCAUUUUAUCGAAGUUGUAUUAAAAAUCCAGUUAAGGAACAAGUUCGCUGGUCUCUUGAAGGGCACAGAUUGUGUAUGGGCCAUUGAAGACACCGUUUGUCUAUCCGUUAUUAAUAUCUUGAUGAUACUGGAGAAAACCACGCGGAACUCAAACAAAAUUUUCUUGGAGGAUUUCAGAAAUCUGAUAAACGAUCGCAUUGUUUUAAAGGCCGCUGGCACGACGAUUGAGAAACUGUUCUAUCUUCGAAAUCAGAAGUUCGGCUAUUAUUUUUGGGAAAGAAGCGAGAAAAUAGACCUGAAAGACAGAAUCAGAUGGCUGGAAUGUGUGAACGCUAAUUGUGACGGGUCCUGCGAAGAUAUUUCCGGUGAAUCCUUCAGGAAGAUUUUGGAAAAUAUAUGCAAUAAACCGUUGCCCGAUAAUCACAGAGCCGCGUGGGAGAUUCUCGUCGGAAAACGUUGUCCGAAAUCGAGAUCUAAUGUCGAAGAAGGCCGUUUGUCUCCCGAAAAGUGCUUCGAUACUGAUAGCCGGAAAAUUCCCAUAUUAUUUCGCGUUCAUCAUUCUUUGGGUGAUGGAGUAGCCCUUCUGGGCUUGUUACUCAAAACGAUCGCCGAGGAGGCUGAGACCAAAGAGACGAGAGUAAAAAUCAAGAGUAUCGUUUCGUCAGGCGAGACUGGAGAACAUUUCAAAGAGAUCGUUCCAGCAUUGCGAAAUUCGGAGAGGAAUUUUCAGAACGGGAUGGAUGUUGUGCGAUUCUAUGAGAAGAAUAUCCUUGCUGCAUCGAUGCCUUUUACUUACGUAACAUUCUCACGACUAGUGCAAGAUCUGCGAGACCAUUUUCAUGCAUCAAUGAAAUUUUCUAAUAACGUAAUGAUCGAGUCAUUGAAACAAGCGAAAAUAUCGAUCGAUCGUACAUGUUUGAAUCUCAAAGGUGUACUAAAACAAAUAUAUAGUACAAUUAAAGAAGUCACGCGGCUAACGAUGAUUUUACUUUCUUUUCCGAAAUUCAUUAUCCAACAAGUUGUCUGUAGCAUGGACAAAAACGCUCUGCAUGGUCCACCUCAAACGGGUGAAAAAAUAAUGUCCUAUUGGUUAGAUAACGAUGUGAGUAAUGAUAAAUCGCAAAAUCUUUUGACGAAAAUUCGCGAGAUAAGAAGAAAUACAGGUACCAAAUUUGAAGAUGUAGUAUUAGCAGCUUUUUCUGCUAGUGUACACAAAUAUCAUUUACGCAUCAAGAAACCAGUUCCCGAUGCAUUAACAGCUAUCUUACCGAUAAGAAUGUCAAUGCCCGAUGAAAAUUUAACAUUAGAUAAUAAGUUUUCGAUUGUUCUCUUGCGGAUUUGUAUCUCCAAUGCAAACGGACAGGCAAUCGUCGAGCCAAAUCGAGAUUCUCAAUUUUUUAAGCGUCUUCAAGAUAUUACAAGAACAAAUAACAAGCUCAGAAAAAGUUCAAACAUCUUGCUUAAUUUUUGGAUCAUGAAGUAUCUGUCGGCGCUGUUGCCAGGAAAAAUUUUAAAGACUUUCCUUUUAAGUCACAGCACGAUGGUGUUUAGCAAUAUGUGCGGGCCAGAAAAAGUUCAUAUUCUAAAUAAUUCCUUGAGCAAUAUUGUCUUCUGGAUACCAAACAAAAGUACUACUGCUCUCGGCUUUUCUCUGUUAAGUUACGGAGGCAACUUACAUUUGUCUUUAAUAGCUGAUAAAUCAAUUGUAAAGGAUGAGAGAUCUCUUGAUGAGCUUUUAGAAAAUACUAUACAUGAAAUAAAUAUUGCUUAUAAUUGUAUUAUAUUGACACGCUUUUUGAAACCAUCAGAUCUUCCGAUAGAAACACCCGCGGAAAAAGAUAUCGGCGUGUUUUAAGAAAAGAA
Mycetomoellerius zeteki is the source of this 2086-nucleotide messenger RNA. RefSeq lists its product as uncharacterized. Lineage: Eukaryota; Metazoa; Arthropoda; Insecta; Hymenoptera; Formicidae. The transcript is spliced from 6 exons. Gene Ontology annotation, biological process: triglyceride biosynthetic process. The coding region runs from base 87 to 2078 and encodes 663 amino acids. The record is from RefSeq and is a predicted model, not a curated record. Gene Ontology annotation, cellular component: plasma membrane.